Messenger RNA from Aureobasidium pullulans EXF-150, 597 nucleotides. RefSeq lists its product as uncharacterized. Bases 1 to 597 code for a protein of 198 amino acids. The transcript is spliced from 2 exons. Lineage: Eukaryota; Fungi; Ascomycota; Dothideomycetes; Dothideales; Saccotheciaceae. The record is from RefSeq and is a predicted model, not a curated record.
AUGCCACAUUUCCCUUCCGCUGGCCAAGCAAACGAUGCGCAAGAAAGCGAAGUAGCGCACACUUUACGCAUCCGUGUCAAGACUCGAAGGCGCAGAUAUCUGGAACAGAAUGGCGACUACUUUGAUUCGCCCAGCCUCGAGCUUGCAGAUCCUCUAUUAUACGAUCGCAUGAUAAGGCGCUUCCAAAGCGCGGCCGAACGAGAAGCCGAUGGACGCGAGAAGGGAUAUUCGGGCAUGUUGGAAGCUGAUCUCAUGCGCUCCGAGGCCAAGAUCGAAGCGUUAAACCAUCCAGACCCCAACAGUCCCCUGAUAUAUCGACGAGAUGCAUCAGGCGCCAUCACGGCUGUGGAACAAGAUGAGGAAGAUAGACCAAAGACAAAAGAGGAAGGGCUGUCAAAGUGGCGCGAAUACGUCGAGAUGCGCUUCCUUCGUGGCGAAGACCAAGACUUCGACUACAAGGUUGUCGACGAAGACGAACGCUAUGACGACUUGGACUGGGACAGAAGAGAAAGAGAAGAGAACUACUUCGAGCAAGAAGAAGCCGAGUUUGUAGGCGAAGGCGAGAAGAAAGGGGAGACGGGAGUUCAAGACUACUAG